Scatophagus argus is the source of this 4112-nucleotide messenger RNA. It is a transcript of the gene pdgfbb, whose product is annotated as platelet-derived growth factor beta polypeptide b. Gene Ontology annotation, molecular function: platelet-derived growth factor receptor binding; growth factor activity. NCBI's taxonomy places the organism in Eukaryota, Metazoa, Chordata, Actinopteri, Scatophagidae. Gene Ontology annotation, cellular component: membrane. The record is from RefSeq and is a predicted model, not a curated record. Gene Ontology annotation, biological process: positive regulation of cell migration; positive regulation of cell population proliferation; positive regulation of MAP kinase activity. The transcript has 8 exons. The coding region runs from base 774 to 2348 and encodes 524 amino acids.
GAUACUGUUGAGCAGACUCUUGGAAAUCUGCUCUUCCCCUCGCCACCACCAUCGCCACCGCUGCGUAAUCAGGCAGGUCCAGGACUGAGGCGCACCGAGUCUCACAGCUUUACUUAUUGAUAAGGCUCCUUGGAAGAAGAGGACAGCAAACUACCGUGCGACGUUACUUCAGACGUUCAGCCUGUGAGCUGGACUUUUGGGACGCAUCACGGUUAUUAGAGAGACCCCUGACUACUGCGAAAAGAGAAGUCAAAUGGAUUCUUGAUUUAUUAUCCGUGGAAUAAUUUAAACUUUAUUUACUUUCAGAGUAAGGACAGUUUUGUUUUGUGACGUUUUGAUUGUUGCUGCCUGGAAAUGUCGUUAAAUCUCUUGUUUAUUAAAUGUAUUGUUAUCCACUUGCGUUUUUAGCGGAAAACGCAAACUUGUGCGCAAGGUGGACUGAAGGGGGACUAGAGAAGACUGAACAUCACGUUGAAGAACAGAAUUAAAACUCGGAAGUUUAUUAUUUAUCCAGCACGGAGGAGAUUUCUUUCUUUCUUUCUCUUUUCAAGAGGAGGCUGAAAGUUCGCCCAACACGAGCGCUUUCUUCUUCUUCUUCUUCUUCUUCUUCGGACAUCUCAGCUGGAGUGACAAUAGUAGGAACAGAGCCUCUACGCGCGCGCAGUUCCACUGGGCGAGCCGCUGUCCCCCCGCGCGCAGUGCUGAGGAGAGAGGGACUCUCGCGCUUCCAUAAAUGCCCGGUCCGUCGAAGAGGCUCGAGGCUGGGCAGCAAGAUGAGCUCGUGGGUACAGCUGCUGCUCGCGUUGCUGGCGGCGUGUCUGCAGUGUGGCGUAGCCGAGGGGGACCCUCUGCCUGCAGCUCUGGUGGAGCUGGUUAGGAACAGCCCCAUCUCCUCCAUAGAGGACCUUCAGCUGCUGCUGCUCACUGACUCCGUAGAUGAGGAGGACGGGACUUCUGCAGCCAAUGGAGGUCAUAGACUACCGAGGAGCCUUGAUGCCCAGCCAGCUCAACAGGCUCUGUGUAAAGUGCGUACUGAGGUGGUUGAGGUCACCAGGGCGAUGUUGGACCGUAGCAAUGCUAACUUCCUGUUAUGGCCACCCUGCGUGGAGGUGCAGCGCUGCUCCGGCUGUUGCAAUACCAAGAGUUUGCAGUGUGUCCCCGUUGUCACACACACCAGACACUUGCAGGUCAUGAAGAUUGAGUACAUCAACAAAAGACCCACUUACGCUAAAGCAGUGGUGUCAGUGGUUGAUCAUGUGGAGUGCCGAUGUCAGUCUGUACCACGGCCCCCUAUGCCCAAGAAAAAAACGUCUCACAGACAGCACAGCCACAAGUACCAAAACCAGACACUCAACCAAGGACAUGGACACGAACAGGUCAAGGUGCACUCCAAGGAUGAACUCCAUCAGUGGGAUGAGCUGAAGCAGAACCAAAGGGCCCAUCUGGAGGAUCUCCUGGAGCAGCAUUGGAGCCCCAGAGGAGACACCUUCACUCAGCCUGGAGAAGGAUACAGUCUGACUGAGGAGGAUGCAUCUCGCUCUGGAGAGGCUAUUCUUUUUGCUCCACACUGGGCACAUAACUCCACCAGUAUCCAUGGGACUAAAGACCAAAAUAAGAAUCUGGAGAAUGUAGAGAAAAAGAAUGACAGGAUCUCAGAUGGCAACAAGACUGUUUCCUCAGAACAUGAUGUUGGUGUUGAGGUAAAUAGCAAGUUGGUAGAAGGUGGGGAAGGGUUGCUGAUCAACAGGACUGAAGAUAAAUUUAAUGAUGGAAAUGGCAGCAGGGAUGAAGGCACACAAAACACACAGACCCCAUUAUGGCAAGAAGACAAAUUCAAAAUUUCAAAGAGUCACACGAGUGGUGUUUUUCAUCCUGUUACUCAGACUCCUCAGGCCAAGUUCAGUCCUACUGAGGCAACCAGUGAGAGAACUGGGAACAGGCUCCGACCAACCAAAGAGCCAAACCCAGAACCAAGACGGAGAGACAAUGAGACCCCUGAAGAGGUUAGGAUAUUACAGAGUGAGGAGGAAAAACUGGAGCAGGAGAGAAAAGAACUUCUACUUCUCCACAAGAGGCUUGAUCAAGAGAAGGAGAUACUGAGACAGCAGCAGAUGAAACGAGAAGAAGAGGAAAGGCAGAAGGGAAAGGAAACUGAUAAUCAGCAUCACCCGCAUGGUAAACAUCAUCAUCAUCUGCAAACAACACAAAAACCAGUGACAACAUCUACAACUACCACAGGGAAGCCAUCAGCCCCAGCAGGCCCCAGACCCCCAGCUCGUCCAAAGAGAAAGAUGAGGAAGAACCGCAAACGAAUCAGCAAGGCAGCUAUGAGAGCAAUGCUGAUGUAGCACUAGAAUAAACCCAGGGACACAAAGUGAACUUGGUUGUUUUUUCAUGGAUCCAGAGAUGAAGCAGAGUGACUCCCUUCAUAUAAGUAUUUAUUCAUCUGUCAGUAACCUGCUGGUCCUGUGAGAUCUCCUCUGUAACACUACUAAUGACUGUCUGGUGAACCUGUAACUACACCUGUAUUGCGAGUAAGAGGAGAGGAAGAAGAAAACUGAAUUCAAAUGAAAGAUGGACCUUGUCAAGAGAAAACUUGCAUCUGCAACGACAGUUACUGGUAUGAAGUAACGAGUGGCACCCAAAGACUGGCUCCUCGUGUGCAAGCACAGUACCUAUCGGGGGCGACUGAAACUGCAUCGCUGUAGAACUGUGGAAAAUAGUGCAAUUUCAAAACUCUUCUGGGAACCUUAUUUUGAUAUCAACAGAGAGAAACUGCACUUAUACUUUGACAGAACUGAGUCUAUAUGAGCUUUGACAUAGUUUGUUGCUGAAAGACUUGCUUUGAGGUAACUCCAGUCAGACUGCACGGCAAAGUGUGUGUGUUGGACAUAAUGGACAUAAAAAUGCUGUGUCAUUGGAGAAUGUGUUGUACUGAGUUUGGACAAAUCAUCAAAAAGACAAUCAUCAAAAGACUUCAACAACAAGUAAUGACUAAAAUGAGCAGUAUUUUCAUGUGCGAGAAAAUUCACAUACCGAGGGCUCAGUGUUGGCAACAUAACACUGUGUAGAUUUACCGUACCAAGGCUUGAUAUCAUUUAUUAGCUCUGAUGGUCUCUUUAACCAUAUUUAAUUAUAUUUAACUCAUUGCAAACACUGGAAUCACACAUGUGAUUAGAGAACAAAAACAUAAAAUGUUGGAUUAGUGAGUUUUGUCUCUUUCAAAAUCUCAUCACAGGUGUGAGAAAAGGUGCUAUCUGGAUACAAGGUGAUAGCGUGACACUUGUGCUAUAUUUCUUAUUUAUUUAUCUCUACCAUUACUGUGGGUAAACUUUCUAUACAAAUACUGCAAACAAAAUGACAGGCAUAGUUGAGAUUUGUAACAACGCUUCAAAAUGGGUGGGUGUUUCAAACAAAAAAGACCAAAACAAAAACAACAACAACAACAACAACAAAAACAGAGCAAGUUAAAAAACAAAAGAACAAGUGCUUCUGUGACCUGCAGGAUCAUGCAGUGUUUAACUUCCAUGACAAAAGAGUGUGUGCAUGUGUUUGUUUUUUAUGCAAAAGUGUGUGGUAUAGUGUGUGUAUGAGCUUGUGUCCACACCUACUGUCAUCUGUCAUGCAUCUCAGUACUCAUGUAGAAGCAUCUAUUUGUUUCCUCUUUCUCUCUUAGAUAAAAACUUGUCUUUCUUCCACUGAUUAAUUUUUGGUGGAAAACAACAUUUUUUUUUUAAGUGUCCCUGCUGUACUUGUUUUGUUAAUGUGCAACCAAUUGUUUUGGACAUUUCAUUUUUACAACAAUCUAAAGGAGUCAAAUCAAGUAAAUCCAUAAUUUAAAAGGACAGAAAUAGCCAAAUGUAAAUAUUUUUGUUCUUUCGUAUUUUCAUUAGUAACAACACGUAGAAAAACACUGGUGAUGCCGUGUCCAACAAUGAGCCAAACAUUUUAAAUUAUUGAAAAAAAAUGGCUUGUACGUCCUUUGUGCCAACUUAAAACUGUUACUGAUUUUAUCUGUUUACUGGUAAGAAAUUAUGAAACAACUGAAUGUUUGUGAUAACUUUGCCACCUAAUGCUAUUUUCAUAUGGAUAUAAGAAGCUAAUGUGCUUAA